Messenger RNA from Peromyscus californicus insignis, 6289 nucleotides. It is a transcript of the gene Tgfbrap1, whose product is annotated as transforming growth factor beta receptor associated protein 1. Gene Ontology annotation, biological process: autophagy; intracellular protein transport; vesicle-mediated transport. The record is from RefSeq and is a predicted model, not a curated record. Gene Ontology annotation, cellular component: cytoplasm; membrane. The coding region runs from base 1311 to 3893 and encodes 860 amino acids. Lineage: Eukaryota; Metazoa; Chordata; Mammalia; Rodentia; Cricetidae. The transcript is spliced from 13 exons.
AGAAAACUGAACUCCCCAUUCUGAUGACAGUCUCAGUACACCAUGCCCCACCCACCACAUUUUCACCAUUCAACUCAUUGUCCAACAACCCAUGCCUAAAUAACCCCAAUCUCUCUCAUUACCCAAUUUCCUCUCAACCUCAUGAAGCACAAUUAUGCAAAACGCACAAGUAAAAGCAGGAGAAAUGUAUGCUUUGUUUAACUGAAACAUCAAGGCCAACUGACUGGUUUGACUUCAUUUUUUUAAAUAUUAAACCAUCGUAUUCCUCUUUCAUAUAGGGGAUUGCUGACUUCCUGAAUUCAGUAAGGGGUGGGUGUACUCUGAAACUCUUGGACAACAUUCCCAGAGGACUUCAUCUGUUUGGAAAGCACUGAAGAGUUGGCAGCGGUGCUUAAAAGUGCUGUCAAUGGGUCAACGGCAAGAGCUGGUUAAAAUGCGGUUUUAGGGCACAUGCGGAACCUACUUAAUGAGAAACUGACGGAGCUCAGUAUACGUUUCAAUAAGACCUCGAGAAUCCUGGUGUGCUUAAAAGCUUGAGAACCACAGGUUAAAGGUCAUCUUUAAAAUAACGUAUGGAGAACUUCAGUUAAUUAGAGAAAAGAUACGGUAGUUAGGACAAGAAAAAUCUCAUAGAAAACCAGACGUGCUACGUAAAACCCUAGCGAAACUUUCAGCCAUUUGGAUAAGACGGAUCACAUUUUUCUUUGAUGUUUUGCCUAUUUCACACCAGCUGGGGAAAAAAAGACAAAAAGCAAGCACGCCACACAGAAAACCAGGUGCCUCAAGUUCGCCUAACGGUGACCAUGUCCAUAAUGAUCUUAGGAAGCAAGCCCAUCUCUCUGGGACUCAGUUUCAGGCUCUCUAAGGGAGGCGAAAAAGCUGUGCAACAGAUUCUUUCUCAGACGCUCUGGAUCCAGCCCUGACUGCACCAGACUUCUCCCCUCCCUGUCUGUUCUCCCCAGUCCCUCUCUUCCGGAGGCCGUUGCUUGCACAGAGGCAGCGGAGGUCGUCUGGGACGCCCUCUCCGAGCUAGUGAGGAUUUUCCGGGGAUGCCAGCCACUCUUUCGACGUUUCCUUUGGGGGAGAUCCGAGCGAGUUUCUUCCACCUGGAUGGUUGUAGCCGGUUGAUUGACACCGUGGGAGAGAUGUAACAAGAAGGCAGUGUAUGGAGCAGCAAGUUUAAUGGUUUAGAAAUGCGGUUCCAAGCUCUUGCUGUACUACUUAUCCUCGUGGCUCUCUGGACCCAUCACCCAAGCUGAAGCUUCAGACUUUUCAUCUGCAAAAAAUUUGUGACAGAGCACCCAGUAGACAUGAUGAACAUCAAGGCCUUCACCUUGGUUUCUGCAGUGGAGCGGGAGCUGCUGACGGGUGACAAAGAGCACAUCAGCAUUGAGUGUGUGGAGUGCUGUGGCAGGAAUCUCUAUGUCGGCACCAAUGACUGCUUCAUUUACCACUUCCUGCUGGAGGAGAAGGCCAUGCCUACAGGGACAGCCUCCUUCAUUGCCACCAAACAGCUGCACAGACACUUGGGCUUCAAGAAGCCUGUGAACGAGUUGUGUGCAGCCUCAGCUCUCAAUAGGCUGCUGGUGCUCUGUGACAACUCCAUAACCCUGGUUAAUAUGCUGAACCUGGAGCCAGUCCCCUCAGGAGCCCGCAUCAAAGGGGCUACAACAUUUGCAGUGAACGAAAACCCUGUGAAUGGAGACCCCUUCUGCGUGGAAGUGUGCAUCAUCUCAGUGAAGCGCAGGACCGUCCAAAUGUUUCUGGUGUAUGAGGACCGAGUACAGAUUGUCAAGGAAGUGUCCACUCCAGAGCAGCCUCUUGCUGUGGCUGUGGAUGGCUACUUCUUGUGCCUGGCCCUGACCACACAAUACAUCAUCCUGAACUACAGCACGGGCCUUUCCCAGGACCUGUUUCCCUACUGCAGCGAGGAGAAGCCACCCAUUGUCAAGAGGAUAGGCAGACAGGAGUUCCUGCUGGCUGGCCCUGGAGGCCUGGGCAUGUUUGCCACCGUGGCUGGGAUUUCCCAGCGUGCCCCUGUGCACUGGUCGGAGAAUGUGAUUGGGGCGGCCGUGUGCUUCCCCUAUGUCAUAGCGCUCGAUGACGAAUUCAUCACGGUUCACAGCAUGCUGGAUCAGCAGCAGAAACAGACCCUGCCCUUUAAGGAAGGCCACAUCCUGCAGGACUUUGAAGGAAGAGUGAUUGUUGCCACAAGUAAAGGAGUUUACAUCUUGGUUCCAUUACCUCUGGAAAAACAAAUACAGGAUCUGUUAGCAAGCCGGAGAGUGGAGGAGGCCUUGGUUUUAGCAAAAGGAGCCCGGAGGAACAUUCCAAAAGAGAAAUUUCAGGUAAUGUACAGGAGGAUUCUGCAGCAGGCAGGCUUUAUACAGUUUGCACAACUCCAGUUCCUGGAAGCCAAGGAGCUCUUCAGAAGCAGCCAGCUGGAUGUCCGGGAGCUGAUCUCUCUCUACCCCUUCCUGUUGCCCACCUCCUCUUCCUUCACCCGGUCUCACCCUCCUCUUCAUGAGUAUGCAGACCUGAACCAGCUGACCCAAGGCGACCAGGAGAAGAUGGCCAAGUGCAAGCGCUUCCUCAUGAGCUACCUGAAUGAAGUCCGCUGCACAGAGGUAGCAAAUGGCUACAAGGAAGACAUAGACACGGCCCUGCUCAAGCUGUAUGCAGAGGCUGACCACGACAGCCUCCUGGACCUCUUGGUCACUGAGAACUUCUGCCUGCUGACGGACAGUGCUGCCUGGCUGGAGAAGCACAAAAAGUACUUUGCCCUAGGACUGCUGUAUCAUUACAAUAAACAAGAUGCCUCUGCUGUUCAGUUAUGGGUGAACAUUGUGAAUGGGGACAUCCAGGAUUCCACACGCUCAGACCUGUAUGAGUACAUCGUUGAUUUUCUUACCUACUGCUUAGACCAAGAGCUGGUGUGGACCCAUGCUGACUGGCUGUUGCAGAAAAGUGAGGAGAUUGGAGUUCAAGUUUUCACCAAGAGACCUUUGGACGAGCAGCAGCAGACUCGUUUUAAUCCGGAUGACAUUAUUAGUUGCCUUAAGAAAUACCCUAAAGCCCUGGUUAAAUAUCUGGAGCAUCUUGUUAUCGACAGGAGACUGCAGAAACAAGAGUACCACACCCACCUGGCCAUCCUCUACCUGGAAGAAGUGCUGCGGCAGAGGGUGGCCACUGGCCACAAGGACGUAGAAGCCACUGAGACUCAGGUCAAACUCCGGAGGCUGCUCCAGAAGUCUGACGCUUACCACAUCCACUUGUUGAAAGAGAAGAUCCAGGGUGCUGGCCUGCCCAUGGAAAGCGCCAUCCUCCACGGGAAGCUGGGCGAGCACGAGAAGGCCCUGCACAUCCUGGUGCAUGAGAUGGGGGACUUCUCUGCUGCUGAGGACUACUGCCUGUGGGGCUCCGAGGGUCAGGACACAGCCUGCCGUCAGCGCCUCUUCCACACACUGCUUGCCAUGUACCUCCGCGCAGGCCCCUCUGCCCAUGAGCUGACUGUGGCUGCUGUGGACUUGCUGAACCACCACGCCAGGGAGUUUGAUGCCACCCAGGUCCUCCAGCUGCUGCCUGACACCUGGUCGGUGCAGCUUCUCUGCCCGUUCCUCACGGGGGCUAUGAGGGACAGCAUCCAUGCCAGGAGGACCACACAGAUGGCUCUUGGCCUGGCCAGAUCAGAAAACCUGAUUUACAUGUAUGAUAAGAUGAAGCUGAAGGGAAGCGCAGUCCGGCUCUCGGAGAAAAAGCUGUGCCAGCUCUGCCAGAACCCUUUCGGUGAGCCUGUGUUUGUCAGGUACCCGAACGGAGGGCUUGUGCACACCCACUGUGCUGCCAGCAGACACACGACCCCCAGCACACCCAGCCCUGGUACUCGGACUUGAAAAGCAUGGUUCCAGGCUGCAAAGGGGAUUCUGAGCUCUUUUCCAAACCUGCUUUGUGCCAGCCAGAACAAAGGGAAGGCACCCAGGUGCCAGGGAAACGCCAUCCCUGUGAAACGAGGGCUCCUCACCACUGAUUGUUCUUUGUGUGAAUGUAAAUGGAAAAGGCCUGAAACCCUGAGAAUCGUGACAGGCCAGAGACUACCCGUCCAGGAGGUUACAGUCAUCCAAAGCACAAGCCAACUUUGAAGAGCAGGCAGUGUAGCCUGGGUGAUCUGGACACAGGUGGGGUCUGGAGAUGAGGUCCACCUAGCUCAGGCGAGUGUCCAGGGUGCAGAGUCCUGAGGUGGGCACCUCGCCUUACGAGGAGGUGUGCUCUUCACGUAGGCUCCGCAUCUGCCCCUAAGGUGGACAUAGUUUCUGUUCUUCCCAUCCAGUUGUCAACCUCAGAAACCCUCUGUCUUGUUCUCUUAACCACUCACUUGGUGUGAAGUCCCAUGCUUCUGACUGCCUGGCACACAGAGAUCUCUGUAGAAACAGAUAAAGCUGGAAGCAGGCGGGGUGGUGAAAUGAUUCAGUGGGGAAAGGCACUUGCACCAAGCCUGACGACCUGAAUUCAGUCCCCCUCAAGUGGAAGCAGAGAACCAACACACACACACACACACACACACACACACACACACACACACAAAUACACAAAUGUAAGGGGGAAAAAAGAGACCUAAGUGGGAAGCUGCUUUGCCUGUCCUCAAGACUGCAACAGAAAGGGGGCCCAGGUUGUGAUGGCCCAGGGACAGGUUCGUUUUCAUGCACUUGACUGGAAACACCUUGAUGGGCAUACACGACUACAUGUUUUCAUUUGAAUUCAUACUAUCUGUAGUUUUCUCUCAUUUGGAAUUUCCUCAGUCAUAGUCAUUACAGAUAUCUCUUUCCUCAUUAAAAUGUACCUCCUACUGAAUACUUGGGAAAUGCAAAGGGAAAUGUGACGAAUAAAACCGAUGAGCCUUCCAGGAGAGGCUGGCAUUGGCCUCCGCCCUGUAGCCGGCAGCCAGCAGCGCUGCUCACCCGUUCUUCCCGCGGGUGUUUCUGCAGGACCGUGGGCGGCAGUCUGGCCAGGCCGCCUGAUCUGCCAGCACUUUCUAUGCUUGCCCUGAGCUUUCCUGAACCCUCAAAGGAAAGGUCUCAUCCGUGACCAACUAGACUUGGUGUGUCUGUGUCGUGUCACAGACAAGCUGCAGCUCUUGCCUCUUCACUGCCCUCUUCCAUGUCACCCAGCCAUCCCCAGGACAGACAGCACACCCUCUACGAUGAUACCUGACAGGAAGCAUCUCCUGGGCUGACAGGAUGGCCCCAGAGCACACACCCCGCCCCUGCCCCCUGCCAGACCUUCCCUCACUGUCCACUCUUUACAGAAUGAUUCCUGUACUUAGAAUGAUCAGUGUAUUUCUUUUCCUUUUGGGAUCCUGAGUAAGCCAGGAAGUAAAAGCAUCUGUCACUAUUCAAGGGACUGACACCCUUUUCCCUGUGUGUGUGGAGUGUCUAAGAAUAAAUGAAGUCUCCUUGCAGCACCACUGUGUCCCAAGGAUGGACUGAGAACACUCUUCUCACUGUGUGUCAUCACAGUCUAUGGAUUGGCUAUUAAUCCUCAAAGAACAAGUUGCCCCGUGAGUAAAGUCAAACCUGAAAGCGCUAUUCUCCCUGCACAAGAUGGGUGUGGUCUCAGGAAGGGCUUAUGACUGCUCACUCCCAACCUGGGGACACUAGUCUCUUCUCUGAGUAUUGGUUGACAAAGUUGAACAGUCCAACCCCCACCGAAUCCUUUAAAGCAAACAGUUCUGCAAGGCAGAGAAUCACCUCCCGUGUUAGGAAUCCUAUUCCCUCACCUUCCCCACACUCUCCCAAGGGCCGUUUCUCAAAUCCCGUUUUAAAGAUGAACACAUGGUCCUCUCACAGCCUGUGACUGUCCCUCCAAUGAGUGGUGCAAUGCCAAGCGGAACUCGGGCCUUCUCCCUCCCUCUAGGCCCCGGCAGCCAUCCUAGUCAGAGCAGCAUGGGCUGAGAUGGGUUCACACUCGUAUUUCAUUUGGGGAACUGUUUAUCUGCGGUUGCGUACCAGGUGUUAGUGUAGGCCUGCCACCUAGGCUGUGGGCACCGGGUGUGAACACAGAGCAGAGAGAGGCUUUGUGAGCCGUGCUUGACACCCCUGGAGCACAGAGAAGUGGGUGCUGGGUCACACUGUCCCACGGCACCUGUCGCGCAGCGGGGGCAGCCCCUUGCUUCCUGCUUGCUUUCCCACGGGAACCUCUGUCCUCACAGCUUCCUUCGCCUCUCAGUGGGUCCCAAAUCCACAAGAUGUACAAAUGUAAACUUGUUGAUUUUAUUAAAAUUCUUCUAAUUCUU